GGUGCAACAAGUUGAAGUGAGAAAACCUAUGUUUGUCUCACUUUAACUUAAUGCACCAGUUCAGCAGUGCAGACAAAACGAACAAGCCUACUGGCACGAGACCUCCAACGUCAACGCUGGAUUUGUCUCUGGCUCCUGCAGACCCUUAACAGCUUUGACAAGUUAUAUUUCACUUUAUACAACGAUCUCAGGUCUCUUACGCUACUUUAUAGGAAAAUGAAAUUGACGUCGCUACUUUUUCGUAAUGGUAGACGGCCUCAAAAUCCGGAUAAAACACCAUUCAAAGCGGUAGCACCGUUAGUACUAAAGGACUACGUAACCAAAAAUCACAAAGUAACAGAACGUGGAUGUUUAUAUGAAACAUCCCUUUUCUUAUCAUGUCUUGAAGAAAACGAAUUUGAGGACAAAAAUUGUGUUCCACAAAUGAACUUAUUAGAUGCAUGUUAUAAGAAAUACAAUCACGAUAUGAUAGAGAAGAAGAUUAAAUCUAGGAGCAAAGCACUUGUACCUAACAGUAAGAAUCAUACAUCUAAUCAAAUCUCACACCUCCUUCGAAAGUAUCCAACAAUAUAAUAUUUUUCUUGUUAAGACAUUCAUGUAUAGUGUAUGAACACUUAGAUUAUAAUAUACAAUAUAAAUAU
Molecule: messenger RNA, 641 nt
Organism: Harpegnathos saltator (Jerdon's jumping ant)
Lineage: Eukaryota; Metazoa; Arthropoda; Insecta; Hymenoptera; Formicidae
Product: coiled-coil-helix-coiled-coil-helix domain-containing protein 1
Exons: 3
Coding region: 217-573 (118 amino acids)
Biological process (GO): mitochondrial translation
Cellular component (GO): mitochondrion; mitochondrial ribosome; nucleoplasm
Molecular function (GO): RNA binding
Source: RefSeq, a predicted model, not a curated record